This is a messenger RNA of Leptonychotes weddellii (Weddell seal), 1796 nucleotides long. The record is from RefSeq and is a predicted model, not a curated record. NCBI's taxonomy places the organism in Eukaryota, Metazoa, Chordata, Mammalia, Carnivora, Phocidae.
AUGGAAUAUUCUACUCCUUUACAAAAAUUAGCUAAGUACCAAUUGACUUGGAGAGAUUUGCCAGAGAUCCUGAUGUCUUUUUCUGAAGAAGAGAAAUACCAGCUACGAAAAUUUGUCAAUAAAUCUUACCUACUGGACAAGAGAGCUCAUCGCCAAGUGUACUACAGUUUGAUUGAUAUCCUUCUGGCGUAUUGCUAUGAAACUCGUGUCACUGAAGGAGAGAAGAAUGUCGAAUCUGCAUGGAAUAUUAGAAAACUGAGUCCCACACUGUGCUGGUUUGAGACUUGGACUAAUGUUCAUGAAAUCCUGGUGUCUUUUGGAAGACGAGUUUUGUGCUACCCACUUUAUCGCCACUUCAAGUUGGUGAUGAAAGCCUACAGAGACACUAUAAAGAUAUUGCAACUAGGUCCAAAAAGUUGGCAGCUCUUGCAGAAGCCUUAAAGGAAGUGUCGCUGACAAAGGCCCAGCUGGGACUAGACCUGGAAGCGCUGGAAGCCGCAGCUCUUCUUGUGCAGGAGGAGGAAACGGCAGUAGAAGCAGCCCGUUCCGUUUCCAGGCGGCAGACCCCUUCCUCCAGUUCCGAGGCAAGUGAUUCCGAGGAAGCAGACAGCACCACGUCCUCUGAGACUGAGGGCUCAGACUCAGAACAAGGGGAGCUCACAGGGAGUGAAUCUGAGACAGCAGAUCCCUUGCGAGGCCCCUCCCUGGAGGGAGGCAGCGCCCUGCUUAUUGUCGACGGUGGGGUGUGCAGAAACUCAGCCACCGAGACCUCAGAUGGCAGUCCUGGAAAGCCGCCUGCCUCCUCCCCGGCUCUUGGAGGGUCCCGGCCGCUGAUAGAGGAGCUUGGAGAGCACCUGAACUCGACCGUUCAAGUUUCUGAACUCAAGGACUCGGCUGCUGGAAGGUGACUGGCAAACACCAAGUGAUUGACUCCAAGUGGUUUUCCCCACCAUUGAGAUAUUAUAUAAUGUCAGAUUUGGUUUCCUUUACUGAAUGGUAAUUCUUCAUUUUCACUUUGUCCUUUUUCUUAGUGUAUACAACACUGUUUUUCAGCGAGCUGAUAUUGAUACCUGUUGGUUUCCUUGGUACAACUUUAAAGUUUUAAAGUAUUUUUGCCAAAGUAUAAUUAAUAUUGAAGAUGAACUAACAGUUCGGCCAGAAUCUCUAGAAUGUAGAGCCCAUUCAUAUGGUUUUCUUCAAGAUUUUAUUUUUAAGUAACCUCUACAACCCAAUAUGGGGCUCGAACUCACAACGCUGAGAUCAAAAGUCACAAGCUCUAUCAGCCAGCCAGGCGCCCCCAUUAAUAUUUUUAGUAGCCUCACCAAGGGAUACUUGACAUACAAUAAACUGCACGUAUUUAAAAUGUACACUGUGGUUAGUGUUGACAUAUAUAUGCACGAAAUGAAAUCAUCACUGCAGCCAAGAUUCUCUUCUUACCCAUCAUUCCCAAGUGUCCUCGUCCCCCUUUGUUACCCCUCUCCCUUACCCCCUCGUACCACCCACCCCUCCAUUCCCCAGCAAGCACUGAUUUGCUCUGACACUGAACAUUAGUUUGCAUCUCUUAGGAUUUAAUGUAAAUUGAAUUAUAGUAAUAUGUACUCUUUGUAAAAAUUAGGCUUAUUUCACUCACUAUAAUUAUUUUUAGAUUUGUCGACGUAGCAUGUAUUCAAGAGGCAUUUUUUAAAAACGUUUUUGUUUUUUCCUGUAUCUGAGUAGUAUUUCAUUGGAUAGAUUUUUCCAUUCACCUACUGAUGGACAUUUGGGUUGUUUCCAGCUUUUGGCUGUUACAAAUAAAG